Strongylocentrotus purpuratus (purple sea urchin) is the source of this 1434-nucleotide messenger RNA. RefSeq names its product cleavage and polyadenylation specificity factor subunit 1. The transcript is spliced from 12 exons. Gene Ontology annotation, cellular component: mRNA cleavage and polyadenylation specificity factor complex; nucleus. Gene Ontology annotation, molecular function: protein binding. NCBI's taxonomy places the organism in Eukaryota, Metazoa, Echinodermata, Echinoidea, Camarodonta, Strongylocentrotidae. The coding region runs from base 172 to 1434 and encodes 420 amino acids. The record is from RefSeq and is a predicted model, not a curated record.
CAAACAACAAGUACGACUGAAGUAAAGACUAGGCGUGGCGUCAAGCAAAGCGUGUUCUCUUUCUCUGGUUCUGGUCUUCAAAGGACCACGAAGGUGAUAAAUCAGGAACCUGAGGGAACAGAGGCAACUCCUACCUGAAGAAGAGUGAUCGUUCAAGAGUGAUCGGUCAAGAUGUAUGCCUUCUACCGUGAGAUCCACCCCCCUACUGGGGUGGAGCACUGCGUCUACUGUCAUUUCUUCUCCCCGGACCAGCAGAACCUGGUGGUGGCAAAGGGCUCGGAGCUCACCGUCUAUUCCAUGAUCACUGUCGACUCCAACAAGCCCACAGACAAAGAUUCUAAACCCAAGAAUAAGCUGGAGGAGGCUGCCACGUUCCACAUCUUCGGCAAGGUGAUGUCUAUGCAGAGCGCUCAGGUGACAGGGUCAGGACGGGACGCUCUUCUUCUCAGCUUCAUGAAUGCUAAGGUAUCCAUUGUCGAGUAUGAUCCUAACAUGCAUGAUCUGAAGACGCUCUCUAUGCAUUACUUUGAAGAAGAUGAAACCAAGGAGGGAGUUUAUCGUAACAUUUUCCACCCCGUGGUGAAAGUGGACCCUGACCAUCGAUGUGCCAUCAUGCUAACCUAUGGCUCCAAGCUUGUGGUCCUUCCAUUCCGUAGAGACGGCUUGGUGGAAGACCUUGAUAAGUCUAUGAGUGCAAGUACUCGACGCGGAGCCCUGAUGCCCAGCUACGUGAUCAGGCUGAAUGAAAUGGACGAUCCGAUUUGUAACGUUCUAGAUAUUCAGUUCCUGCACGGGUACUAUGAGCCUACAUUACUCAUCCUCUAUGAACCACUCCGCACUUGGGCAGGGCGUGUAGCAGUGAGACAGGAUACCUGUUCCAUAGUGGCCCUGUCCCUCAACAUGGCCCAGAAGGUCCAUCCUAUCAUCUGGUCUCAGAGCAGUCUACCCUACGAUUGCAUGCAGGUCCAAGCUGUUCCAAAGCCCAUUGGUGGUGUUUUGAUCUUGGCGGUAAACUCUCUCCUCUAUCUGAAUCAGAGUAUUCCACCGUAUGGUGUCUCUCUCAACUCACUCACAGACUGGAGUACUGCUUUCCCCCUAAAAACCCAAGAAGGAGUGAAGCUAUCAAUGGACUGCACCCAGGCAACGUUCAUCUCCUAUGAUAGACUGGCGCUGUCCCUCAAAGAUGGAGAGAUAUAUGUCUUGACUCUUCUUGUCGAUGGGAUGAGGAGUGUUCGAGGGUUUCAUCUUGAUAAGGCUGCCGCCAGUGUGCUCACAACAUGCAUAUGCCCCAUGGGAGACGGGUUCCUCUUCUUAGGUUCACGUCUGGGUAACUCUCUAUUAUUGAAAUACACCGAGAAAGUAUCAGAAACCAGUCCAACAGAUGCAUCGAAAACUGAGGAACCGAAACCGGUAAGAGAAAUAAGUUACUUUUGA